UGUCCCCCCAAGGACAUUCACCCUGAAAAGGACUCAACUCCUGCUCCUGUUCGGAAAAAAACAAGGACAAACAACCUCCUCAUCAGCCAUGGACGCGCAGCAGCAGCAAAAAGUGCACAUCGAAAAGGCUCAGAACUUUAUGCGCCAGUACCGGGACCCGGAGUCGCGCGAGCUCAAGAAACUGUCCGCCAAUCAGUUUAUGGACGUCUGGUCCCAUUACGAUGGGGACGGAAACGGAUACAUCGAAGGUACGGAGCUGGACGGCUUCCUCAAAGAAUUCGUCUCCAGUGCGAACACAUCCGAUCUUGGACCGGAGAAAGCGUCACUGACAGACGAAAUGCUGGUGGAACUAAAAGCAUGCUUCAUGGAGGCGUACGACGACAACCAGGACGGAAAGAUUGACAUCCGAGAGCUCGCCCAACUUUUGCCAAUGGAAGAGAACUUUCUGCUGCUGUUCCGAUUCGACAACCCGCUCGAAUCGAGCGUGGAGUUUAUGAAGAUCUGGCGAGAAUACGAUUCGGACAACAGUGGGUACAUCGAGGCAGAUGAAUUGAAGAACUUCCUCCGUGACCUGCUCAAAGAAGCCAAGAAAAUCAACGACGUGUCCGAAGAUAAAUUAAUCGAGUACACCGACACAAUGCUCCGGGUGUUUGAUGCCAACAAGGACGGACGACUGCAGCUUUCGGAAAUGGCCAAAUUGCUCCCCGUGAAGGAAAACUUCCUCUGCCGGCAAGUGUUUAAGGAAGGCCGAAUAGACGAAGAAGGUGCAGCUAAACUCACAAAGGAUGAUAUUGAAAAAGUGUUUUCACUGUACGAUAGGGACAAUAAUGGUUCCAUUGAAAAUGAAGAACUUCGAGGUUUCCUAAAAGACUUGUUAGAGUUGGUGAAAAAGGACUACGACGCCCAGGACCUGAACGAGUUCGAGGAGACGAUCCUGCGGGGCGUCGGCUACGACAAGGAGGGCAAGAUCUCGCGCAAGGAGCUCACCAUGAUCUUGCUGGCUCUGGCCAAGCAGCCCCCAGAGGACGAGCAGUAAUAUGGGGAAUGUACCUCUCUCGUUUCGCACCACCACCAGCAGCAGCAACUCCAUCAAAAGCCCUCAACUUCUUCGUCCGUCCGUCGGCGUCUAUCCCGGUCUGCGUCGCUCGUUUCGAACUCGACGACGGCCCUGGUGAUGCACCCGAUCGCCAAGAUGCGGAUGUUGAUGGGGUUGGGCGGAAGUGGCCACCAGCAGCAAGAUGGCGGCCAUCAUGCCCAGAAGGAGUCGCAGCCGUUGCAGCAGAGUAAUCCACCAAUAGUAGAUGAAGUUGAAGUAGUUGCAGAAGAAGAAGAAGAGGAAGAAGCAGCAGCAGCAACAGCAACAGGUAGCAGUUCAGCAGAACAUCCAGAAGAGCAGCAGCAGCAGCAGAAGAAACUUUUGCCAGUAGUGGUAGUCCAUGAUCGGGUUCAGGACUUUUACCGCCGGAUCAUGCGACGGGGCAAGAAGUCGUAGAUAUUCGCUCUGCUCUGCGCUCGGAAGUAGUUAAUUUCGCGACAAAAAUAGAACACCAAAAAGCUCAUGUUUGAACAAUUCAAGUAAAACUUUUGGAGAAAGCUCCGUAGCUUAGAGGAAAUCACACCAAAUCCACAAAAAAUUCCGUAGAGUUUCAAAAUUCACGCAGAAAUUAAAACACAAAGCUGAACGGUACAGAAAAUUGGGGGAAAACAAAUUGACGAAUCGAUCGAGAAGGUAAAUCCAACGAAACUUAAUAAAAGAAACUCCUUUUUGGAUUUCAUUCCGAGAGCAAAUCCAAAAAGGGAUCGUAAAAAGAAGCACAAUUUAAUCCGUCUUAUGAAAUCAGAAAUCUUGGUGAAUUUCUCAAUUUACAUCGGAGAGCCCUCGGAUCGAACGACUCUGAUUCACCGCGAAAAUGUCAUACCUUUUUUAAAUUUUGCGACAAAAAUGUAAAUUUCUCAAAUUUUCCCUUAACUUUCUGCUCUAGAUCUGAUCUGAGCUUUGCUAUAAUCGAACAUCUAUACAAAAAUUGGUGCUUGUCACUUCUUUCUCUAUUGCACUAAUUAUAACUAUUGCAAAUACACAGCUAUCGGAAAAUUUCAAAAAACUUUCUUAAAAUCACGCAAUAAAUUAUCUAUUGUAGAUAGAAUCCUCAGACUAUAAACCACUCUUAAAUCUUUCUAUCUCAAAUACUCGUUAAAAAGGCAAACAAAACCAUUUUCAUACUCUUUUAGACAAAGCUAAAGAAAAUGUAGAAACAAGUAGAAAAUCCUUGAAAAUACACCUUUCUGCAGAAUUUCUUCAAACUUAGCGAAAAAAAAUCAACCGAAAUCCAACAAAUAUGAUAAAGCAAAGAAGAAGAAAAACUAACUGAUAAAGUGUAGUUUAGCGAAUAAAUUGAAUUGACGAAGCAAAACAACAUUUAAAUGUGGCCUAAGCUGAAACUACCCAGAUCAGUGGAAUUAAGCUGAUCUGGAAUUAAAAUUUAAAAGAAAAAACACUCAAGUUAGCGAAAAAACAAGCAAAUCUUCUGUUUCGCUGUGCUAGCGCAACCAAAUCGAACAAUAACUAGCGAAUCGGUUCAAUUCCAGCGUAUUUUUAAGCAAAUCUAAAUCGAAAUUGUUUCAAAGAUGACAAAGAAAAAUAUAAAUUCCCGUGCCAAAACAGAUUGAAAAAAAGAACUCAGAGUAAAGUAAUAAAUCGAACAAUUUAAGCAUCUUUUCCUGAAGCCCCCCUGAAAUCAAUAAAAAAAAUCGAUGUAAACUCGUGUCUAAGUUGCACCAGACCAGGCUGCUGAAACUCCUCAAAAGCUCUAUAACCACAACUGUUACUCGUUCCAAAACCUCAACCUCAAACUGUUGUCUCUUGUUGUUAGCUCUGAUGAAGAAGCAAAUCUUUAAGAUUAUAGGAGAGUUUCCGUACCUUUUUCAAUGGGAAAGAUAUCGAAAAAAAGAAGAAAUUGCAAGCUUUACCCUCAACCAGCUUUUACCCUUUAUCAAAUGUUCUUCUUGAAAACAAAAUAAAAAAAAUAACAAACGCAAAAUGAUAGUAGCAAAAAUAACUCGGUUUCACCCAAGUGUUGACAAAAGUUUCCGUUGAGCAGCUGUUGAACCUAAAGUAGAAAACAAAAAAAAAUCCGGCCGAUUAAACUCAAAAUAAGCUUGAAGCGCGCAUUGAAAGGAUUUGCGAGACGCGGAAAGAAAGAAAAGGCAUAGCUCACAUGUUCUAAAAACUAAAAACAUAAACACGCGAAGAAUGAACGAAAAGUCUCACAUACACAAAUGAAACCAACCAA
Molecule: messenger RNA, 3290 nt
Organism: Culex quinquefasciatus (southern house mosquito)
Lineage: Eukaryota; Metazoa; Arthropoda; Insecta; Diptera; Culicidae
Gene: Cbp53E
Product: calbindin-32
Exons: 13
Coding region: 89-1036 (315 amino acids)
Biological process (GO): regulation of long-term synaptic potentiation; regulation of presynaptic cytosolic calcium ion concentration
Cellular component (GO): nucleus; cytosol; synapse
Molecular function (GO): calcium ion binding
Source: RefSeq, a predicted model, not a curated record